ACCACCAUUUAUAGCGCAGCUAUCGCGAAACGUUAUAGUCUGCAUUAAACACUGCAACUUUGCGACUUUCAGCUCAUUUUUAUUAGGGGAACGUUGGCUAGAAAAUUUGCCAAAUGAAUAAUAUAUAUGACAACACUGACGGUGAAGAGGAACUGAACUUUCAAUUACUUUUUCUGUACAACCAACAAGGCAAUGACUUACCCCCAGAUGACCCAACUGAUGAAUCAGGUGUUCCCUCGAACCAUGCCAUCAAUCGAACGUCCCCCUGUAUUCAUCAAGACCCAUACGGUGAUGAGUCGGUCGCUCAACUCUCUCACCUUCUUACCUGCGAGCAAUCUGAUCUCAGACAAUCAUAUGGGCACUCCCCAUCACUCGCCGCCCACCCUGGUGCCUUCCAAGGCAACAGCCCAAGAAUUGAGAUCACUUGUUCUGACCUGCACCAUCAUCGUGACCAUGUCCACACCACCCCUCUGGACAUCGAUCGCCCCAUGUUGACCGUGCCGGGGUACGACAUGCCCUACAGGGAGAACCAAUGCCUCAGUCCGGCUAGUAGCACCUCCUCUACUAGUUGGCACUCGGAUGGAUAUUCCCCUGGAACAUAUUCCCCUUGCAUCUCUCCUGGCGGUGGAGGAAGUUUGGUUGGAGUGACGGAAGCCGACCUUUGCCCGAGGCUUCAGGCCAUCCAAGCGUCUGGUUCUCCUAACACGUCCCCUCGCACUAGCAUCACCGAAGAGACCUUCCUGGACCGCCGAUCAUCUUCCCCACGUCCAGGUUCCAGGUCGGCUUCUCCACAGGGCAAACGCACCUACGAUCAGUACCAGACCCAAAGAUCUCAAAGUCCAAACUUUGGGCCAGAUGAGCCUCCGGAGUUUUGUGGACAUCUGGCAGACUUGGAAGAUUCUUUGAGCAACCUUAGUAGCAACCUGGCAAAACCGAUUGCCACCAAGAUUGUCCGACCUAAUCUAGAGUAUUCUGUCUACAUGCAAAGCCAAGCAGGCCUGUUCUCAGCCAUGCCGGAAAUGAAGAAAGAAUUCACAAUGCAAUCUUGCUAUUUCAUGCCAGCUGACUGGUCCAGUCAGACUCUCACAGGGGUUUGUAGUGUACCAGUAGCUGCCCUGCCUGCAUUGGACUGGCCUCUUCCUAGCAGUGUUGAUCAGUAUGAGCUCAGAAUUGAGGUUCAGCCCAGACAACACCACCGAGCCCACUACGAGACAGAGGGCAGUAGAGGCGCUGUCAAAGCAUCUUCUGGAGGCCACCCAGUCGUUCAGUUACGAGGGUACACCGGGACGGAGCCGCUAGCUCUGCAGAUCUUCAUCGGUACGUCUGACGACAGGAACCUCAGACCACACGCUUUCUACCAAGUCCACCGCAUCACCGGCAAGACCGUCACCACCAGCAGUCAAGAACGAAUACUGAACGGGUCCAAAGUUCUAGAGGUGCCCCUGGAACCCAAGGAGAACAUGCGCGCAGUAGUUGACUAUGCUGGUAUCCUGAAACUGAGAAAUGCUGACAUAGAGUUGAAGAAAGGAGAGACAGACAUCGGACGGAAAAACACUCGAGUGAGACUGGUCUUCCGCGUCCAUGUGCCUCAACCCGGAGGCCAGUGGCUCUCUCUCCAAGUGGCUUCGCAGACUAUUGAGUGCUCUCAGAGGUCGGUCCACGAACAGCCGGCGGUAGAGCGUCAGGAUGUGGACCACUGCUCAGUUCUGGGUGGACAGCAGAUGAUCCUUAGGGGCCAGAACUUCACUCCUGAGUCCAGAGUUAUCUUCUUUGAGAAGACACAUGUUGAUUUACAGACCUGGGAGGCUGAAGCAAAAGUUUACAGAGACAAAAGCACGGCUAACUUGCUGUUUUUGGAGAUUCCUUCUUAUCGGGACCCCAACAUCUACUACCCUGUUAAAGUCAACUUUCACGUGCUGAAUGGCAAGAAGAGACACAGCCAACCUCAACACUUCACCUACACACCUUUCUCAGUGCCAUUGAUUAAGACAGAGCCUGUCGAAGAAUAUCAGUACACACAGUUAGGCUGUACUGUACGCCCCAUCAUGAGGGUGUCUCCACCCCCUCGACAUCUUACGGAUGGCUGCAUUAUGCCAAGUCGGCCCUCGAGCCUGCUGUCUCACCCUGGCAUGUACCCUACUGGCCCACAACACCACCUUCAACAACCACCAAUCCACUACCAGCUCGAUCACGCUUUGCCAGGAGACCACGCCAGCUCCCCAGGUCAUGCUUCUUGUAUGGCGACCACACAUGCUGCUACGUCGCUGUCUCCCUUUGGACCCAACACUUACCAGCACAACAUCGCUGGUGAUGCAAUACAAAUGGCUGCUUCUUUGUUUCCAACUGUUGAUAUCUCAGAGAUGUGCUCCGCUGUGGGCCAUCAGAAGGCGUACGGCUCAAGGGCUUCCCCAACCACAGGGAGGUCUCCACCAGUUCACAGCCAUCAGACAUACCUGCCCGUACAGCAUCAGAGAACCAGCAGUCCUGUGAGAGUCACCAUCAAAAAGGAGAACCUGGAUCAAACCUAUCUUGAUGAUGUGAAUGCAGUUAUAAGAAAGGACCUUGUUCCUAAAAAUUAUCGCUGAUGCCAACUGUGGAAAUAAAGCGACACAAUGAAGAUUGUUGAUGGCCUUGAUAUGCAUUUAAAAUACUGGCUUUUUUCAUAUCUAUGAUUUGUACACGGGUAAAUGAUGAUUUCAGUUGGGAUGCUCAACAAAGGUAAUAUCAGAGGUCUAGUUUAUCUUGUUUAUACACUGGCAGCCAAAAGUUUGGAAUAAUGUACAGAUUUUGCUGUUUCGUAAGGAAAUUGGUACUUUAAUUCACCAAAGUGGCAUUCAGCUGAUCACAAUGUAUAAUCAGGACAUUACUGAUGUAAAAAACAGCACCAUCACUGUUUGAAAAAAGUCAUUUUUGAUCAAAUCUAGACAGCAGCCAUCACUCCAACACCUUAUCCUUGAGUAAUCAUGAUAAAUUGAUCAUUUGAUACUAGAAAAUCACUUGCCAUUAUAUCAAACACAGUUGAAAGCUAUUUGAUUCAUUAAAUGAAGCUUAACAUUGUCUUUGUGUUUGUUUUUGAGUUGCCACAGUAUGCAAUAGACUGGCAUGUCUUAAGGUCAAUAUUAGGACAAAAAUGGCAAAAAAGAAACAGCUUUCUCUAGAAACUCAUCAUUCAAUCAUUGUAUUGAGGAAUGAAGUCUAUACAAUGCUUGAAAUUGCCCAAAACCAGAAGAUUUCAUACAAAGGUGUACACUACAGUCUUCAAAGACAAAGGACAACUGGCUCUAACAAGUACAGAAAGAGAUGUGGAAGACCAGAUGUACAACUAAACAAGAGGAUAAGUACAUCAGUCUCUAGUUUGAGAAAUAGACGCCUCACAUGUCCUCAGCUGACAGCUUCAUUGAAUUCUACUCGCUCAACACCGGUUUCAUGUACAACAGUAAAGAGAAGACUCAGGGGUGCAGGCCUUAUGGGAAGAAUUGCAAAGAAAAAGCCACUUUUGAAACAGAAAAACAAAAAGAAAAGGUUCGAGUGGGCAAAGAAACACAGACGUUGGACAACAGAUAAUUGGAAAAGAGUGUUAUGGAUCUUAACCCCAUUGAGCUUUUGUGGGAUCAGCUAGACUGUAAGGUGCGUGAGAAAUGCCCGACAAGACAGACACAUCUAUGGCAAGUGCUACAGGAAGUGUGGGGUGAAAUGUCACCUGAGUAUCUGGACAAACUGACAGCUAGAAUAACAAGGAUCUGCAAAGCUGUCAUUGCUGCACGUGGAGGAUUUUUUGAUGAGAUCUCUUUUAAGUAGUUUAAGUUUUUCAAAUUGUAAUAGUAAUUUAUCAUGUUAUUAAUGUCCUGACUAUACAUUGUGAUCAGCUGAAUGCCACUUUGGUGAAUAAAAGUACCAAUUUCUUUCCAUAGGAGCAAAAUCUGUACAUUAUUCCAAACUUUUGGCCGCCAGUGUAUAUAUUGCCUAUUUUAUCAAUUCAUGUUUUAUAAAACAAAUCCUUACGAGACAUAUUUAUCUAUGUGCAUUUUAAAUACAUUUGUUUUGAAGCAAUUGUGAGUGGCUCGUUGCUUUAGGAAUUUGGGCCACUAACACUAAAGUGAAAUCAAGUGAAAAUUUGUGUAUGUACCCUGAGAGCUUAAGACACACGACAUUCAGCAGAUGUCUUUGAGAUGUUUAUGAGUUAGAACAUUUGUAAAUCUGAUCUUUUUAAGAUUCUUAGCAGAUGUUAUUUAAAUUGUGAUGCUUUCCAGAUGAAACGCUCAUCAACAGACAUCUCGGAGAUGCACGUGUUUUCUGGGAAACACUAAAAUGAAAUCAUUUGUGAAUGUACCCCGAGAGCAGCACAAGUACAUCACCCAGAUGUCUUCAUCUGGAAAGCAUCACAAUCUUAUUACAUCUGCUAAAAGUCUUAAAAAGAUGACAUUUACAAAUAAUCUAAAUAAUGAACGUGUCAAAGACAUCUGCUGAAUGUCUUAUUGAUAUCCAAGACUUUCUUAUGGACAUAUAUCUAUAGACAUAGACUUCUGGGUGAUGUACAUGCGCUAUCAAGGUAUUGAUGUAUAUUUUGUAAUACAAUAUUUAAAAACAAAACAGUCGCUCAUGCAGAUCAACUUUAAAACCACCUGCCUAAUAUUGUGUAGGUCCCCCUCGUGCUGCCAAAAUAGCGCCAAUCCACAUCUCAGAAUAGCAUUCAGAGAUGAUAUUCUUCUCACCACAUUUGUACAGAGUGGUUAUCUGAGUUACCGUAGACUUUGUCAGUUCGAAUCAGUCUGGCCAUUCUCUGUUGACCUCUCUCAUCAACAAGGUGUUUCAGUCCACAUAACUGCCGCUCACUGGAUGUUUUUUGUUUUUGCCACCUUUCGGAGUAAAUUCUAGAGACUGUUGUGUGUGAAAAUCCCAGGAGAUCAACAGUUACAGAAAUACUCAAACCAGCCCAUCUGGCACCAACAAUCAUGCCAUGGUCCAAAUCACUGAGAUCACAUUUUUUCCCACAUUCUGAUGGUUGAUGUGAACAUUAACUGAAGCUCCUGACCCGUAUCUGCAUGAUGCACUGCAUUGCUGCCACACAACUGGCUGCUUAGAUAAUCGCAUGGAUGCUUUGUUGAUGAGAGAGGUCAACAGAGAAUGGCCAGACUGGUUUGAACUGACAAAGUCUACGGUAACUCGGAUAACCACUCUG
Molecule: messenger RNA, 5179 nt
Organism: Myxocyprinus asiaticus (Chinese sucker)
Lineage: Eukaryota; Metazoa; Chordata; Actinopteri; Cypriniformes; Catostomidae
Product: nuclear factor of activated T-cells, cytoplasmic 2-like
Exons: 11
Coding region: 114-2585 (823 amino acids)
Biological process (GO): cytokine production; regulation of transcription by RNA polymerase II; calcineurin-NFAT signaling cascade
Cellular component (GO): transcription regulator complex
Molecular function (GO): DNA-binding transcription factor activity, RNA polymerase II-specific; RNA polymerase II cis-regulatory region sequence-specific DNA binding; transcription factor binding
Source: RefSeq, a predicted model, not a curated record